AUGGAUUUGGCGGACUUUGAAUUGUCGCAAGAAGAUUUGCAAGAGAUUGAGACUUUGGAGUUCAACGCACUUCAGACAUCGUUCAGGGACAUCAGUAGCGACGAUGAGUCUGAAAAUUUACAUGUUCCGAAGAAAAGAAGACGUAUGGUUAUCAAUUCGGACAGUGAAAGCGAUUCAGUAAAAGAUUUUGUCCUACAAAAUUUACCUACUUCUUCAAACACGUACACAAAAUGGAAGAACCCUACUGGAUGCACUGCUCGAGUGAUACCCUUCACUGAGCCCACAGUUGACGAUUCCUUGUUUGAAAUAAUUGCUGAACAAAGUAACCUGUUUGCUACGCAAAGCUUUGGAGAUAAAGAUUUCAAGCCAUGUUCUCGCUCACAUACAUGGCAGCCAACCGAUAAGCAUGAAAUAAAACGAUUUUUUGGACUAAUUUUAUUCAUGGGCCUUGUGAAAUUGCCAUCAAUUAGUGAUUACUGGAGUACAGAUGACAUAUUUCAACAACCGUUUCCUCGCACAGUGAUGACUAGGAACAGAUUUGAAUUACUUUUACAGUACCUACACUUUGCCGACAAUUACAACUUGAAUCCGAACGAUCGCAUUGGAAAAAUCAGGUAUCUUGUGAAUUUGUUAAAUGAUAAAUUUAAAGCCUACUAUGCCCCUAAAGAAGAACUGUGUGUCGACGAAAGUAUGAUUCCUUUUAGAGGUCGAGUCACUUUUCGACAAUAUAACAAAUCUAAAAGGCACAAAUACGGUAUAAAAUUGUUUAAAGUUUGUACAAAUCCUGGUUAUACUUUAAAAAUACAGGUAUACAGUGGAAAAAAUAUUGAUAUUGAGAAUAAUACCCCUACAAAAAUAGUAUUAUCCCUGUGCGAUGAACUCUUGAAUAAAGGCCACACCAUUGCCACUGAUAACUGGUACACCAGCUUGGAACUGGCGUACGAAUUACUAAAAAACGAUACACAUUUCCUGGGGACAGUGAGAAAGAACAGAAAGUACUUGCCUACGAAAGUAGUAGAAACUAAUUUAAAACGAGGUGAAUUCGUAGCACAAGAAAACGAUUGUGGCAUCACAGUAUUAAAAUGGAAAGAUAAAAGAGAUGUUUUAAUGCUGUCUACAAAGCACACGGACAAAUUUACUCGAUUAAAUGUCAGAGGCAAGGCGGUGCAAAAACCAGCAAUGGUUAUUGAUUAUAACAAAUGUAAAGCUUCAGUCGACAUGAGUGAUCAGAUGACAGCUUAUUCAACUCCACUGAGAAAAACUGUCAAAUGGUAUAGAAAAUUGGCCAUAGAAUUGCUCUUGAAUACAGCUGUGGUAAAUGCGUUGAUAAUGUAUAAGGAAACCACUAAGAAAAAUAUUUCAGUAGUAGAUUAUAGAAAAAAUCUCGUUCAAUAUCUCACUAAAUCAGGACGUCCAGAAACAGGUAACUUGGCACUUGAAUUACGUCCAAAACGACGAAAACAUGAACUUGUCAAAAAAGAGGGACCUGUACGCAAAAUGAGACGAUUUUGUGUCGGCUGUUACAAGAACAAUGUAGAAAAGAUGUCGAGAAAAGACGCAAAAAAUAAGACCCUGAAAGUGCCUACCUAUUGUUUGCAGUGUGAUGGUCAGCCACAUUAUUGCCUGCCAUGUUUUAAUAGAGAGCAUCGAACGUAA
Parnassius apollo (apollo) is the source of this 1656-nucleotide messenger RNA. NCBI's taxonomy places the organism in Eukaryota, Metazoa, Arthropoda, Insecta, Lepidoptera, Papilionidae. The record is from the annotation of a GenBank genome assembly.